CGGUCAUGGCGUGAGGUAUGACGGUGAUGAGGAGCCGUUGGUUUCUCAUCUUCAUGCCCAUGUCAGGAUCCUGCAUGGCUAUGAUCACCUUCUCCAUCUGUAAAGAGAAUCAUCAUUCAGUGUGCUUCCACAGUCAGGGCUAAUGGGGGACAUCCGUCAGUCGUUGUUGCCUCGGGAUGUGCUGAGUGCAGCCAAGGAGCUGUUGUACCACCUGGACAUCUACAUCUGCAACAUGGUGCAGUCUGGGAGGCAGCCUCCUCAGGUCGACUCCAAAACAUUGGAGUUAGUGGAGGAGUUCAUUCUGCAUGCACCGAAAGACAGAAACACCCCCGGCAAGAGAAUGAGUGCUCUCCAAGAGCUUCAGCUUCUGGAAAUCAUGUGUAGCUGCUUCCAGGAGCAGAGUCGCGACAGCGUCCGUCUGCUCAUGUUCUCCGCACUCUUCAGCCUCCAGGGCAACCAGGCAGAUGAAAACCGCAUGAUGUUGUUGGGCAAGUUGGUCUCCAUGGCUGUGGCUGUGGGCAGAAUUCCCAUCUUGGAAUGUGCUGCAACCUGGCUACAGAGAACGCACCGUGUCUUCUGCGUACGUCUGGCGCAGGUGCUGGUGGAUGACUACUGCAGUAUGGUGCCAGGCUCAAUCCCCACACUGCAAAAUAUCAACGUUGCGAGUCCACGAUUUUGCUGCCAGUUCAUCACAGCUGUCACCACUCUGUAUGACUACACAUCAGGUACUUUUGCUUUAGCUCUGGCCAACGGAGCCCUCCUCUGCUCAAGGGAGGACUUACGAGCCAUCUGCUCCCGUCUCCCUCACAACAAUUUGCUGCAGUUGGUCUUGUCUGGUCCUGUGAUGUACUACAACAACAUCCACACUCCUCCGCUGGCCUUCAGUCCACAUGCAGGUCAUUCACCCAUCUCCUCACACCCACCUCACCCUGCGCUUCCUACACAUACUGCACACCCUGCACACAAUCCGCACACACCCAUGUCCACACACCCUGCUUCUCAAAUACAGUACCCCGGUCAGCCUUUCAUGGCGGGUAUGCCCUUUCCUUUUCGACCGAGUCACUAAAAGAAAACCUUUGUGCGUGAUUGAUAUUCGUCAGUGAAGUUGUUCUUUUUUUUGUGCGUGAAUGAUUUAAGAAGUGAAGUUUUGAAAUUGUCUUCGUAUUACGUUGGUCAUGGGUAAAGUUGUAGAGUUCGUAAUGUGUUUUCAAUAAAUAUUUUUCUACUUCACACAUGGUUAGCUACUCCAUCCGACCACUGGAGGUCGUUGUUGUCACAGACCUGCACGUUGAAGACUUUUGAAUUUUAGUCUGUAAAGCAGGGGUGUCAAACUCAUAUUAUUUAAAGAUAGAUUUUAAAAAAUAUAAUGAUACUUCAAUACUCAGCACCUCGCUUCCGCUGUGUAGUAACCGGUGGUACUGGCUGACCAGUCCUUGGAUUGGUCUUGGAUUUAGACACAGAUAUGACUACUCCAUAACAGACUAAUACACUUUAAAAAAAACUCUGCUGCAUGGACCUUACUUUGCAUUUUAAUCUCCCCCGGGCCACACAAAACAGAUUGGCGGGCCGCAUUUGGGCCCCGGGCCUUGAGUUUGACACGUGCUUUGAAGCAUCAUUUUGGCAUUAGAUUUAGUUUCUCCUUUGUUGCCAACAUAUUAUACAAUAUUCAAAAAAAAAAAUUAGUAGAUAAAUUUAAAAUGCCUUAUAAUUCGAAAAACUAAAAGCUAAAAGAAAAACGUUUUCCCAUCACUUUAAAACCUGUGCGUGUUUCGUAAUCAGAAAGGGGUCAUGAGUUCUUGGAGACCAAGCCCUGGGUGUCUGAACUGAGUUGUGUUUUGAAAGAGAUAAUGUAUCGUUCCUGUGCAGCACAGUUAAAAAAAAAACCACACACACACACACACACUUAAGUAAUGUUACUGGGGGACCUCGUCUGCACUCACCCAACACUAUUAUUGCAUCAUACACUGCGGCUAAGGCCAAUCUUGUACAAAGUCCCCGCGUUGCCCUCAAUUUCCUCACAGACUUCCUUAUUCUGUUUAACCUGUUCGUGCUCCGCUUGAUUGAAACUACUUCCUCCAUUUUUCUUUCACAAAGGCCUUUUUUUUUUUUUUUGGUUUUUACACCUGUUACUUCUUGCGUCACUAGUGCGGACACGCUAUAUGUCCCCAGAUCAUUGCGCUCUAAAUAGAGAAGUGUCUACAGUUCCGCAGCAACGUCUGGUCUCAAUAACUAACAAUGCUGAUUCUUCUCAAAUUCUUUUGUAAAGGGGCUUCUCCACGUACACCCUCUGGGUGCGACAGAGAUUAGGAGUGUCUUAUCUUUCCAAGUGAUACUUGUGUGUUACUCCGAAGGAAAGUGAUGACUGAGAGACAAAGAAACAGAAAAAUGUAAAAAAAAAA
Molecule: messenger RNA, 2399 nt
Organism: Cynoglossus semilaevis (tongue sole)
Lineage: Eukaryota; Metazoa; Chordata; Actinopteri; Pleuronectiformes; Cynoglossidae
Gene: ints15
Product: integrator complex subunit 15
Exons: 7
Coding region: 143-1066 (307 amino acids)
Source: RefSeq, a predicted model, not a curated record